Messenger RNA from Cladophialophora bantiana CBS 173.52, 1602 nucleotides. RefSeq lists its product as uncharacterized. The transcript is spliced from 6 exons. Gene Ontology annotation, molecular function: CoA-ligase activity. The record is from RefSeq and is a predicted model, not a curated record. NCBI's taxonomy places the organism in Eukaryota, Fungi, Ascomycota, Eurotiomycetes, Chaetothyriales, Herpotrichiellaceae. Bases 1 to 1602 code for a protein of 533 amino acids. Gene Ontology annotation, biological process: secondary metabolic process.
AUGGGCAGCGAUGAUGAACCCUUUUUCGGGCCUAGCAGCACUGUACACAUCCCAACAAAAGACCUCCUCUCUUGGAUCUUCGACGAAGCCAAAUAUUCGCCAGAUGAACCGAUCUACAUUGACCCUGGAGAUCCGAGACGUUCCCUCAGCCUGAGGCAAGCGAAGCAUCUGAUACGACGCCUCAUUGCCGGGUUUCGGUCGAGGUCGCUGGCGAAAGGCGAUUGCAUUUGUGUGCACUCUUUCAAUGAUCUGUAUUACUCCUGUGUCUUUCUAGCCGCUGUGGGGGCGGGAUUGACCUGGACUGGAACAAACCCUGGCUAUACCAACUACGAACUGCAACACCACCUGAAGGCGUCCAAAACGAAGCUGGUAAUAGCACAGCCUGACCUGUACGAUGGCAUACUAGCAGCCGCAAAAUCUUGCAACAUUCCCGAGGAGAAUGUGCUCAAGUUCGAUUCGCUGUCACAAGAGGACUUUUCUUCGAUUUCGUGGAAAAUCUUGCUACAAAAUGGAGCGCAAGACUGGGUACGGUUCGAGGACAAGUCCGUCGCAGAGUCUACUACUGCUUGUAUCCUGUUCAGCUCAGGAACCACUGGCCUGCCCAAGGCUGCGUGCCUCUCGCAUUACAACCUCGUUGCCCAGCACACCUUACUCCAAGAGCAAGUACAAAAGCCAUACAGAGUGAAACGAAUUCUCUGUCUGCCCUUCUUCCACGCCGCCAUGGCCAUAAUCGGGCACAUAACUCCGCUGCGCUCGGGUCACAUCGCCUACGUUAUGCCGCGAUUCCAAGUUGAGGAUUUCCUCCGCUUCACCGAGAAGUAUGAGGUGACGGAACUGUUCGUUGUACCGCCAAUCAUCGUCUCAAUUCUGCAGUCUCCUUUGAUCCAAAAAUACUCUUUAAGAAGCCUACGGUCGGGCAUGACAGGUGGCGCUAAAAUAGACCUUUUGUCUCAGAAAAGGUUUACGGCUCUGAUGCACCCGGAAGGCUGCAUCAACCCUUGCUAUGGAAUGACUGAGCUCAGCUGUAUUGGAUCAUGUUACCCCUGGCCAGAAUUAGACAUCGAUGGAAGCGAGGUUCGGGCUUACAACAAAAUCGGGGAGAUAUGGAUUCGCGGUCCAACUGUGAUCAAAGGUUACCUCGACAAUCCUGAAGCGAAUUCGUUGUCCUUCUCUGGAAGAUGGUUCCACACUGGUGACGUCGCGUAUUGUGAUGGGAAGACCAAAAAGUGGUAUAUUGUGGACAGGAAAAAGGAGUUGAUCAAGGUUCGAGGCUUCCAGGUCGCACCACCUGAGCUAGAAGGCGUGCUGAUGUCACAUCCUUUAAUAUCUGAUGCUGCGGUGAUUGGGGUACCGUCCUCUGAUCCUGUGGAUGGAGAGCUUCCUCGGGCAUACAUUGUGCGAAGACCAGGGCAUGAUGCCGAUGCACUGAGUGAAGACCAGGUCAAACAGUACGUUGCAGGGCGUCUUGCCAAAUAUAAACAGCUGAACGGCGGCAUCGUCUUUGUGCAGAGCCUGCCAAAGACGGCCAGUGGGAAGUAUCUCAAGAGGAAUCUACGGGACCUUUACCAGAAGGAAGCUUCUAGUUCAACACUGAAGUUGUAA